Messenger RNA from Lactuca saligna, 324 nucleotides. The record is from the annotation of a GenBank genome assembly. NCBI's taxonomy places the organism in Eukaryota, Viridiplantae, Streptophyta, Magnoliopsida, Asterales, Asteraceae.
AUGCCCCUACCGCCUACCCUAAUAUCAGUUGAUGAUGAGCUAUUUGAAGAUGAAGAAGAGCCCAACGAGAAGGAGGAGCAACCUGGCAAAGAGAUCGGUGGAGAACCUGCUGACAGUUCACCCUACCAGAUUCAUCUUCCCACCAGGAUCAUGAAAAUCAUGCCUCGAACAAGGAGAAACCAAGGACAACCCAAAACCAAUCCCGAGCCUAUGAGCUCAACCGCGAUUAAGGAAUUAGUAGCCCAACAUGUAGUUGAUGCAAUAGAAAAUGUAGAAACAUUUAGGAACUUAGGACCAGGAGGCAAUGGAGGUAAGAGUUCAUAA